Molecule: messenger RNA, 743 nt
Organism: Drosophila albomicans
Lineage: Eukaryota; Metazoa; Arthropoda; Insecta; Diptera; Drosophilidae
Product: lysozyme c-1
Exons: 4
Coding region: 140-649 (169 amino acids)
Source: RefSeq, a predicted model, not a curated record
CAUUUCGUACUCGACUCGCUAAACGUGAAUAAACUAGUUAUUAUUGUUGUCGUUGUUGUUGUUGAUAUUAUUAUUAUUAUCAUUACUGCUGUUUUUGGCGUCGCUCGCGUGCAUUGUGCUCAGUUAAUUAACAAAAGUCAUGCUGCUGCCGGACAUGUCGAAUAAAUCUAAAGUGCGUUUCUUGAUUGUGCUUGGAGUCUUGGCGUUGAUACUGUGUGGAUCAGAGGUUGAGUCCAAGAAGUACAUGAGAUGCGAGCUGACCCGAGUGAUGGUCGAAAACUACAGGUUCCAAAAGACACUAAUGUCAAACUGGAUUUGCUUAAUUGAGCAUGAGAGCAACUUGGAUACAAAUAAAGUGACACGGAAUACUAACAAUAGCAAAAACUACGGACUGUUCCAAAUCAACAGCAAGGAUUAUUGUGCAGAGGGACGUAAGGGAGGAGUGUGCAACAUGAAAUGCGAAGAUCUAUCUAAUGAUGAUAUUUCUGAUGACAUUGCCUGUGCAAAGACAAUCCAAGAACGCGAUGGCUUUAAAUACUGGAAAGGCUGGAGUCGGUAUUGCCGAAACACCCAAAACUUGCCCAACUUGGAUGUUACCUGCAAACUGAGCUCGCUUUCUUCGGCUUAUCGCAGUCCCAAUGCCUAUUAAAGCUUUUUAAAAGAGCUUAUAGAACAGCUGAAUUACUUAAACAUUAGCUUGUAGAAAAGGAAUUUAAAUAAAAUGAAAUGACUAUAAAUAUCAA